CCCACACUCCUCACUCACUAACACCUCUCAAGAAUUCAAACCCACCCAAUUUCUCAUCAACAAAUUUCAAACCACAAAAUGGGCGGCCUUUCAAUCACAUCUUCUUCAACACACUCCCACCCCAAAACCCACAAAUUCUUCAUCUUCAUAAACUACAUUCUCCUAGGCGCAUCCUGUAGCUGCAUUUUCCUCACCCUCUCCCUCCGUCUCAUCCCCUCUCUUGUCGGCUUCUUCCUCAUCCUCCUCCACAUCCUCACCAUUGCCGGGGCCUUAGCAGGCUGCAACGCAGCCACCUCGGGCGCAGGCAAAUGGUAUGCAGCCCAUAUGGUGGCCACAGUGCUCACCGCAAUUUUUCAAGGAUCCGUCUCUGUUCUCAUCUUCACGAGUACUGACAAUUUUCUCGGAAACCUCAAGUCAUAUGUCAAUGAAGAAAAUGGGGCCAAGAUCUUGAAAUUAACCGGGGGAUUGUGUGUGCUCAUCUUUUGCUUGGAAUGGGUUGUGCUCACUUUGGCAUUUUUCUUGAAAUACUAUGCUUAUUUGGAUAAUGACAAUAGUGAUCUUGGGGCCAAGAGGAGCUCUAAAGUUCAAGGAGAGGAGCUGGCUUAUUUGCCUUACCAAGUUUAAAUAAUCUUUAUUGAAAAUUGUUGUGUUCUAUGAUUCUAUCUCUUGUUGCCAUUUCUUUGUUCUUUUUAAGCACAGUGUGUGAUGUAGAACUUAUUUGGAGAGUGCUAUUCAUGUUGAAUGGUUUAUCUCUGUGAACAUUUAAUGUAUAAAAAAACAAGAAAAUGUAUUUUUUCUUCUUCA
Messenger RNA from Daucus carota subsp. sativus, 804 nucleotides. RefSeq lists its product as uncharacterized. The record is from RefSeq and is a predicted model, not a curated record. NCBI's taxonomy places the organism in Eukaryota, Viridiplantae, Streptophyta, Magnoliopsida, Apiales, Apiaceae. The transcript has a single exon. Bases 79 to 624 code for a protein of 181 amino acids.